Messenger RNA from Coccinella septempunctata (seven-spotted ladybird), 1078 nucleotides. RefSeq names its product putative E3 ubiquitin-protein ligase SINAT1. Gene Ontology annotation, biological process: multicellular organism development; proteasome-mediated ubiquitin-dependent protein catabolic process. Gene Ontology annotation, cellular component: cytoplasm. Gene Ontology annotation, molecular function: ubiquitin protein ligase activity; zinc ion binding; ubiquitin conjugating enzyme binding. The record is from RefSeq and is a predicted model, not a curated record. Bases 65 to 904 code for a protein of 279 amino acids. Lineage: Eukaryota; Metazoa; Arthropoda; Insecta; Coleoptera; Coccinellidae. The transcript is spliced from 2 exons.
UUUAUUAUAUAUAUAUGAUAAGAACAUAUAGUCACACUAUUAACUUAAAAACUUAUUAUUCGUUAUGUCUGACACACUUGAUAAGUGUGUGAGCUGCAGUUAUUAUUAUUUACCACCAAUUUAUCAGUGUCCCAAAGGGCACAUAUUAUGCAAUCACUGCACGCAGGAUGAACAGUAUAUGGUAUCAACAUCUGCAUAUAAUUUGAGGAAAGCAAAAUUGAAAUCUAUAACAAAGCUGAAACUUUUUUGUGGAAAGUGUAUGAAUUUUUAUAACACCAAUGAAGAACUCAGAAAUGUAGAACUUGCAAUACAAACAGUCAAGUAUCCUUGUAUAUAUAAAAAUGAUGGAUGUGAUUUUGAGGACUCGUAUACAAAAAUCAAAAAUCAUAAUGAAACAUGUUCGUUCAUGGUAAUCAGUUGUUUUUGGCAAAACUGUUAUUGGACUGGUCGUCUUUUGGACAUGAAAGACCAUUUGAAAUCUCAUUCAACAAUGAAGAUUGGUUCCCAUGAAUCUUUAGUGAAUAAUUCAUGUUUCACUGUAUUUGUUGAUGAUAAUUUUUAUAUUGUGAAGAUUAUUCUAGCCAAAAAAUGCGCUCAAUUUUUUGUUGUUUAUCAUGGAGAAGCUGAAAAAUAUCGAUUCGAAAUAAAUAUGGGUGCUAAAUUCACCACUAACUAUCCAAUAACAUUAAUGAAGGUAAUUCCACUAUUGAAGAAGCCGAAAACUCAUGGAUUCAGCCCAGAGAUUUCAGAAGUAUUCACUGUUGACUUUGACUUUAUCGAACAGUUCAUUUUUAUUGAUAAAGAAAGAAUUUAUAAUGAAGUUCAGUAUAUGAUAAAUGUUUCAGAAAUAGAAAAACAAGCAAAUUUUUCUAGUUCUCCCGAAAAAAUUGCUAAAUAUAACUGAUGAAUUAAAACUUCUAUAUUGGAAAAACCAUAAUAAUUUUUGAUUUAUUCCACUAUAUCAAACAUACACUGGUUUUUGUCCAGUUUUUUUGUGCAAUCAAAUUUUUUUUUUAUUUUUUCACUCCUCAAUAAGCCUUUUUUAUAGCAGGCCAUUAAUUAUACUUUAUUUUAUUAU